AUGGUUCACUUAGGGGCGAAGAAGCCUCAGCAUAGAAAACUUAGUCCAGAGUUACGAAAAGCUUAUAAAGAAGUAGAGGCACAGUUCGUUGUAUCAACUCCCAGGUUAAAGCAGAUAGUGGAUCAAUUUGUUGCUGAAUUGAAGGAAGGCUUGAAAUCAAGCAGCUCUAACAUCCCAAUGCUACCUACCUGGGUGAUGGAUUUCCCCACAGGAGAGGAAACUGGAGACUAUCUCGCAAUUGACCUGGGCGGGACCAAUAUAAGGGUUAUAUUGGUCAGACUGUUGGGAAAUAGGAAGUUUGAUACCAUUCAAUCAAAAUAUGUUUUGCCUAAAUGGAUCAGAACCUCCACAUCAAAUGAACUUUGGCUUUUUAUUGCUCAAUGUGUGAAGACUUUCAUUGAUGAAGAGUUUGAUUAUAGAGAAAGUCCGGAAGACCCAAUCCCCUUAGGGUUCACAUUUUCUUACCCUGCAUUCCAAAGUAGGAUUAAUUCGGGUGUCUUACAACGUUGGACGAAAGGAUUUGAUAUUCCGGACGUUGAAGGCCAUGACGUUGUCCCUAUGCUGCAAGACGCAUUGGAAUCAUUGGGAUUGUCCGUUGUGGUAGUGGCUUUAAUUAAUGACACUACAGGCACUUUGGUAGCUUCUACGUAUACGGAUCCAGAGACUAAAAUGGGACUGAUAUUUGGAACUGGUGUUAAUGGUGCAUACUAUGAUACGAUAAGUUCGGUCUCAAAGAUAUCAAAUGCUCUUCCACCAGAUAUUCAAGAGGAUGCAAGUAUGGCCAUCAACUGCGAAUACGGUGCUUUUGACAAUAACAUCUCAGUUCUACCUAGGACCAAAUACGAUGAUACAAUUGAUUUAGAAUCGCCCAGACCAGGGCAACAGUCGUAUGAAAAAAUGAUAUCAGGCUAUUAUCUUGGAGAAUUGUUACGAUUGGUGCUUGUAGAUUUGCACCAUCAAGGACACAUUUUCAAGGGACAAACAAUCGGGAAACUAAAUGAACCGUUCAUUAUGGAUACAUCCUUUCCUGCGAGAAUUGAAGAGGAUCCGUUUGAGAAUCUAUGUGAGACUGGAGAACUUUUUAACAGCCUAGGAAUUGAAACUACGGUUCCCGAAAGAGAACUGAUUAGACGAAUUUGCGAACUCAUAGGAACAAGAGCAGCCAGACUGUCAGUAUGUAGCAUUGCCGCAAUUUGCAAAAAACGAGGCUACAAGAAAGCCCAUUGUGCUGCUGAUGGCUCUGUCUUCACCCGCUAUCCUUAUUUCCCUGACAGAGCUGCAAGAGCGCUCCGAGAUAUAUUCCAAUGGGGCCAUUCAACUCCGGACUUAGUUACUGUAGUUCCAGCAGAAGAUGGCUCGGGAGUUGGGGCAGCUAUUAUUGCUGCACUGACCAAACAACGGAUGGCAAAUGGUGAAUCCGUGGGCCUUGACGAAUAUCACCCUCAAGAUGGAAAGGAUAGUAACUAA
Messenger RNA from Komagataella phaffii GS115, 1467 nucleotides. RefSeq lists its product as uncharacterized. The transcript is spliced from 2 exons. NCBI's taxonomy places the organism in Eukaryota, Fungi, Ascomycota, Pichiomycetes, Pichiales, Pichiaceae. The coding region runs from base 1 to 1467 and encodes 488 amino acids. Gene Ontology annotation, biological process: glucose 6-phosphate metabolic process; glycolytic process; intracellular glucose homeostasis. The record is from RefSeq and is a predicted model, not a curated record. Gene Ontology annotation, molecular function: fructokinase activity; D-glucose binding; glucokinase activity. Gene Ontology annotation, cellular component: mitochondrion; cytosol.